Messenger RNA from Lodderomyces margitis, 474 nucleotides. RefSeq lists its product as uncharacterized. The record is from RefSeq and is a predicted model, not a curated record. Lineage: Eukaryota; Fungi; Ascomycota; Pichiomycetes; Serinales; Debaryomycetaceae. The transcript has a single exon. The coding region runs from base 1 to 474 and encodes 157 amino acids.
AUGCCAUCAAUACAAACAAACAUAAUCAUACAAGCACCACCAGAGAUAGUAAAGCAAAAGUUUUUUGACUACCAAUCCUAUCCCAGUUGGAACCCGUUUAUGGUGAGUUUCCAAAAGUAUACAAACAAGACAGAUCCACAGUUGAAUGAAGGGGAUGAAUUACAGAUUGAUUUGAAAUUAAAGGGGAUGAACCAUACAAGCACAAUGUAUCCCAAGAUCCUCCGCAAGACAGACCUGAGCUUAGUUUGGAAAGGUGCUUUGGUGUCGGAGUGGAUAUUCUACGGCACACAUAGUUUUGCAAUUGAACCAUUGGAUGGAGGGGUUCGUACGUUGUUUGUUCAGCUGGAGCAGUUUGGUGGAUUGUUGGUGUAUAUUCUCCAAUUGUUUGGUGUUUUCAGAAAGACACAAGAGUCGUUUAUCGAAUUUAAUGAGGCGUUGAAAGAUGAGGCGGAAAAGUUGGCACACCAGUGUUAG